ACUCACUUAUCCAAUAUGUUUUACUACCCAGUUGUUUUAAGGCGAGGCACUGGAUGUUUUUCGACGAUUUGGCUGGCGGCGACCCGUGGCGUCAACGUUACUCGCCGCGAAUUGCUACAAGUCAAUGUUCCGCGAUCCUGUGACGACAUCAUGAGCUACAUCCUGGUACAGGUCCCGCCUCCUCAGCCCGGCAUGCCGCAGCCUCGCUUCUCCCUCUACUUGUCCUCCCAGCUGCAGUACGGCGUGGUGGUGGUCUACCAUCGCCAGUGUGGCAUGUUUCUGAAGGAGCUCCAGUCCCUUGUUGGCAAGCUGUUGAAGUAUAGAGCCAAGAAGCUGGACAUGGCGGACUUGAGCAGAAAAAAGAUGCUUUGCACAGACCCUCUGUCUCUUCUGGAUGAGAUCGAUGGGCCGCUGGACCCACUAUUUGGAGAGAUGGACCAGUUCAUACCAAGUCCCAGCACUCUAAUUCAGAUGGAGCAAACCCCCGAGCGACGAUCCUCUUCUACAGAGCUUGAAUCCCACCCGGAGCGCUCGGCUUCACCGAUGAGCAGACACACCGUGUCUCCAGAAAGCAUCACCAUCAAAGAGCCUGCUGCCAUAGUUUUCCCCGAGUUUUUGGGCCCAGACCUGGACGACGACGUCAACGUUACAAUUGAAGCUCUGCAGGCCCAGAUUGGCCACUUCCUGACCGGUGAGCCACCGUUUCCCAUGACGCCGGAAGGCAGGGCAAAGGUCAACUUCUCGUCUAUGCGUCCCUUUCCAACGGCAGAAGAUGCAGCAGAGGUGGAGCGAGCGAGGAAGACGACGCUUGGGGGAGAGGCCACAGAGACCGCCCUCACAGCGGAUCCCACGACGGCAUCCGACCGGGACCUCAUCUUGCCAACCCGGGAUGGAUCCUCGGGGAUGCCUCAACCCCUCGCUGAUCAAAUGACCCCCGUUGCUCCUCCCCCGCCAUCCUCGUCACCUCCGAUGGCUGCGGUGCCGGCUCCAGACAUGAAGGAUGCGCCCCGCCCAGAGGAGACACAGCCGAAGAAGAAGAGGAAGAGGGGGAGGCAACUGAUCUUCUUGGACCCGCAGACGCAGAUUCCCUACGAGGAGCUGGAGCAGCAGAUCAAGGACGACUUGUUUGCGACCAGGGUGCAGCAGCUCCUCUCGGUCGAGUCGCGCGGGCUGAAGACUGCUGAGGCGCUGCUCAGCCAGCCCUGCGGCUUUUUACCUGAAGAGUUAGACUCGCUCUGGACUCAGAACGCCACCGUCACGCCUCUCGACAGCAUCGAGCUGUGGCCCGUCGGCGAAGGCGCGGCCACCAGUAGUUCUGAGGAAGGGCGUGCGAUCGGGCCCGACGGCAGCAGCGUCGAGGUGCCGAGAGAAGGAACAGAACCCGAGGCGCCAGAAAUGUCAGGUUCUGGUUCACUUCCACUGGAGGUGUCCAACCGGCAGGAAUCCCCCAAACGCAUCUCCCCAAUCUGCCCACUUGAGCAAGAAAGCGUUUUGCAAGAUGGCGCCGCACUGGAGGGGAUCCCCGAGUUGCCGGAAGACAGGCCAUUGUGGAGCGAGCUGAAAGAUAGAACUCUGCUUUUUCAUUCUCUCCUUCCGCCAGAGCCCGACCGCAAGACUGUCAGCAACAUUUUCCAGAAGCUCCUUAAUAUUUUGGCGACUGGUACAUUGCGUGCAGAGCAGUUCGAACCAUACGGGGACAUCGUGGUCCAACUUGGUCCCAAGUACAACAAAGAUCUUCUGCCUGAGUGAAGCAUCUCCCCUUCUUCAAUCUGUUCAUUGUUCAUCGUAUCCGUUGUACAUUUUUUACACAUUCUGACUUUGGGAAUACUGGUUUAAAAGUCCCAAAAGGAAAUUUGGAAAUUGUAACACCAAGUAGUUGUUCGACAUUUUUUUACAACUUCGGAUUUUAUUCAAGAAUUUUUAUUCUUGUUUCAAGGCAAAAAAUGUCUUCUACAUUGUAUCAAAUGUAAUUGUUGUACGUUUUUACAUCUUAAAAGCGACCUGAUGUUUGUUACUUAUUGUAAAUGGCAAUGAGUUAAAAAAAAAAAGAAACUGCUGUUGUUUUUACGAUAGUCGCAGCAGGCAGAUUAUAAUAAUCUUGACAGUUUUUACAUGCCACGCAGUCUGUCCACUUUUUUUUUUUUUAAAGCGUAAGAAAUUCACUGUUAUCUUGACAUUCCCUCCAAUAAAGUUCAAUCCAAUGUGA
This is a messenger RNA of Hippocampus zosterae (dwarf seahorse), 2206 nucleotides long. Its product is annotated as meiotic recombination protein REC8 homolog. The transcript is spliced from 16 exons. The record is from RefSeq and is a predicted model, not a curated record. NCBI's taxonomy places the organism in Eukaryota, Metazoa, Chordata, Actinopteri, Syngnathiformes, Syngnathidae. Gene Ontology annotation, biological process: mitotic sister chromatid cohesion; synaptonemal complex assembly; replication-born double-strand break repair via sister chromatid exchange. Gene Ontology annotation, molecular function: chromatin binding; protein binding. Bases 16 to 1749 code for a protein of 577 amino acids. Gene Ontology annotation, cellular component: cohesin complex; synaptonemal complex.